Molecule: messenger RNA, 1521 nt
Organism: Beta vulgaris subsp. vulgaris (sugar beet)
Lineage: Eukaryota; Viridiplantae; Streptophyta; Magnoliopsida; Caryophyllales; Amaranthaceae
Exons: 2
Coding region: 1-1521 (506 amino acids)
Molecular function (GO): nucleic acid binding
Source: RefSeq, a predicted model, not a curated record
AUGGCUUCAGACUGGAAUUUGAAUGAUGCAUGGUGCCCUGAUGAUGAUGGCAGUGACAAUGAAGAUGUUGCUCAGAAUAUUGAAGGGGACUUAAUGAGCAACCAAAGGGAAGUCAAUCAACAAGAGGAAACUGAGCAACCACAUGGAACUGAGCAACAAGAGGGCAGUGACCAACCACCACAGGCACCACAAGGAAAUGGUCAUCACAAGCGUCGCAGGCUCAGCAGUGAGGACAAGUUUCAAGUCCUUUGUUGGCUUCUUAACAGAGCCAAAGAGGGGAAACUCAAAUAUGGUUCUAUCACAGCAGGGGCAACUGAGUUCAACCUAUCAAAGAGAUGUGUUAGCAACAUUUGGAACACAACAAGGAAGUUCACAGAAGCAUUCAGCAGGUUCAGUGUGGCAACCAGAUUACAUCAAAGUGGAAGGAAGAGGAUCCAGGUAAGUAUCUCAGAUAUCACACAACUCUCCAUGGGACAAAGAUCAUGCAUUAGAGACCUCUCAUCUAUGUUAGGUGUAUCAAAGAGCACUGUACAUAGAAUGAUAAAAAGGGGGUUAAUAAGGCCACAUACUAAUGCUCUUCAUCCAGGAUUAAAAGAUGCAAACAAAGUAACAAGAUUGCAAUGGAUAUUGAAUUUAUUGAUUGGAAACACACCACAAACCAUGAGAAAAUAUUAUCCAAUGUACGAUUUUGUAGUCUUAGAUGAGAAGUGGUUUUAUUUGACAAACAAAACACAAAGAGUUUAUUUAGCACAGAAUGAGAAAGGGAUGUAUAGGGCAGCAAGUUCAAGUAAAUUUAUACCAAAGGUGAUGUUCACUGCUUGUGUGGCAAGACCUAGGUAUAACAGUGCUGGGGAGUGCACUUUUGAUGGAAAAAUUGGUAUAUUUCCAUUCACAUACCAAGAAGCAGCCAAGAGAUCCUCAAAAAACAGAUGUAAGGGCACUAUGGUCACAAAAGUAGUGGAGUCAGUCAAUCAAAAAGUCACAAGAGACAUGUUAAUCAACCAAAUUAUCCCUGCCAUUAAAGCAAAAUGGCCACAAAAUGAGGGGCCAAAAACCAUCUUUAUUCAACAAGACAAUGCUAAGGCUCACAUCACCCAAGACGAUCCACAAUGGCAGCAAGUGUACCAGCAAGAUGAGUUCACUUUUAUUCUGUUACAACAACCUCCUAAUAGUCCAGAUCUCAAUAUAUUGGAUCUUGGAUUUUUUAGGAGUAUACAAUCCUUAAUACAUAAAAAAAUGCCAUGUGAUGUGGACAAAAUGUUGGAGGCAGUACAUGAUGCAUUCCAUGAAUUGGACCCAAAAACACUAAGCAAUGUAUGGUUGACAUUACAAUAUGUCAUGAAUGAAGUACUCAAAUGUGGUGGGGGAAAUGACUAUACUCUUCCACAUGUCAAUAAGAAGAAACUGGAAGCACUAGGGAGGCUAGAAGAACAAGUGAGUGCACCCAUGUGGGCUGUUGAAGAAGCGUGGGAAAAAAUAAGAGGAGGAGCAUCAACAUCGGGGACAGCAGCAGGGGCAUAA